Molecule: messenger RNA, 939 nt
Organism: Gadus morhua (Atlantic cod)
Lineage: Eukaryota; Metazoa; Chordata; Actinopteri; Gadiformes; Gadidae
Product: odorant receptor 131-2-like
Exons: 2
Coding region: 1-939 (312 amino acids)
Biological process (GO): detection of chemical stimulus involved in sensory perception of smell; G protein-coupled receptor signaling pathway
Cellular component (GO): membrane
Molecular function (GO): olfactory receptor activity; G protein-coupled receptor activity; odorant binding
Source: RefSeq, a predicted model, not a curated record
AUGAAUCAGACCUCUUCCAACAUCACGCUGGGGGCCUCACAGAGGGACUCCUUCUCCAAAGCUGUGAUCAAGAACGUCAUUGUGGUGGCUCUGGGAGUCACUGUCAUUUACCUCAAUGCCAGCCUUAUCCACAUCUUCCACAAACAGCAGAUCUUCAACACCAAUCCCCGCUACAUCCUCUUCAUCCACAUGGUCAUCAAUGACACAGUCCAGCUGACCCUCACCAUCCUCCUCUUCCUGCUCAGCUACACCCUCUACCACAUCAACGUCUGCCUGUGCAGCUUCAUCAUCCUGCUGGCUCUGUUCACCACUGAAAACACACCGCUCAACCUCUCCUGCAUGGCCCUAGAGUGCUACGUGGCAGUGUGUCGCCCGCUGCACCACGCCCGCGUCUGCACCGUGCGGAGAACCUACCUCUUCAUCGGUCUGAUCUGGGCCACCAGCACUCUCUCCGUCCUCCCGGACCUGUUUGUCGCCCUGGCUACCGAGCCCGUGGCGUUCUUUAGCACAGAUGUCUUCUGUGUGAGGGUGACGGUGUUCCGUAGCCCUCACAUCAUCCUCAAGAGGGAUACCUGGUACCUGUUGCUGCUGGUCGUCAUUUGGCUGACCCUGCUCUACACGUACUUCCGCAUCCUGUUCACCGCCCGAGCCGCCAGCGCGGACGCAAAGAAGGCCCGAAACACCAUCCUGCUUCACGGCUUCCAGCUGCUGCUGUGCAUGUUGGCGUACGUGGACCCGUAUCUGAAAACGCUUCUGAACUACUGGUUCCCAAAUAGUUUGGCGGACUCAUUGUUCGCAUGCUACAUCAUCAUCAACAUUUUGCCACGGUUCAUCAGCCCCAUGGUGUACGGCCUGCGAGACAAGACCUUCAGGAUGUACCUGAAGAAACACCUCUUGUGCAGAUUGACGUUGGUGACGGUGAUACCGAAACCCUUAUAA